GCUCCCAUCGGGGUCUGGCGGGGUUUGGCCCCAUGCGGAAACUCCAUUGCAGUGAAGUCAUCAAUACCAGCUAUCUUGUGCAUUGGCGCCAAGUUGACCACUCCCUUAUAUAACCAAAGCACCCCCAGCCAGUCUUCACCCACCACUAUUCCAUCCACUAGCAGCACUUGCAUUACUCCUCCCCAUCCCAAACACAUCCUUACCGCCAUGACUGCUGUGGCUCCAGACACAACCGACAUGGGAAAUGGCGACAGAUCCAGUUGCACCACACUUUACACUAUAAAUACCGCUGGCGUGCCGCCCCCUGCUAGCCCCAACCAACACCUCCCACAACAACCCCAUGGAGGUGAGCCCAAGACGCUGAAUGCUGCACCACCACGUGCGGUCCCCCCAGCUGAGCCGUCAUCGUCGUCCUCAGCCUCCUGUUCACUCACAUCGUCGUCUUCAGACCCUUAUUCACUCCCAUCUUCAUCGCCCAGCUCGUUUCUCUCACGUCUUCGUGCUGAAGCCUCCACCAAGCUCAUCGAUGAGUUCACCCCUGCAUUUUUCAUCCCCACCAUGGGUGUGGGCGUCUGUUCCAACCUUCUCUAUAACUUCGCCUACCCUGGCCACUGGCUCCGCAUGUGUGGCUGGGUGUUUUUCGUGACUGCGUUUUUGUUCUGGGUGGUUUCGCUGGCGUUGUUUGCAUUGCAUGUCGCCCGUCACCCUGAAGACCUCAAGCGGUACCACACCGACCCCAAGCUCGCCCCGUUCAUGGGGUGCUGGCCCAUGGGCAUGACCACCAUCAUCAACUUCUUGGGGUCCGUGUUGCACCCGCACCCCCGUGGCAUUCUCGUGGUAUACGUGCUAUUCUGGAUCAUGGUAGCAACCGCGUUGUACAGCGUGUGUGUGAUCUGGUUCUCCACCUACCUCGCCAAGCUGGAACAUGGCGCUGCUGCUCCCACGUCGGUUGACCAGCUUGGCGAUCUCCGUGCCACCCUCCUUCUUCCGGUGGUCACCCUCAUGGUGGCUGCUUCAUCUGGCGCCUUGUUGGUGCCUGCCAUCCCACCCAACCUCCAGGUGCCCACUUUGGUGGCCAGCUUCAUGCUCUGGUCCAACGCACUCGUGUUGGCGUUCAUGGUCACUACCAUCUACAUGUGGAAGUUGGUGUUGUACAAGAUCCCCUCCACCGACUUGAUAUUCACCUCGUUCCUUCCAAUCGGGUUCUUGGGCCAGGGCGCCUACGCCAUCAUGCUCAUGGGCACCAACAUCAACCAUCUCGUGGCCCAUGGCACCCCCGACCUGCACUUCUUCAAGUACGUCGACUGGUCCACCACCGACCCCGAGGCGUUCAAGACCACCAUGGGCAACGCAGCCGUGUUGGUGUGCGGGCUCGUGUCGCUCCUUUUGACCUCGUUUGGCUACUUCAUGACCUUCGUGGCCGUAGUGUCGUGUGUCUCGAAAAUCAGGCCUUUUGCCAAAUCUCCCAAUACUGAGCACACCCACCCCAAAUACGGCAUCAUCAAGUUCAACCGCGCUUUCUGGUCCAUGACAUUUCCGUUGGGAACCAUGUCGUUAUCCAACACCGAGAUCCACCGGGUUUUUGGCGAUGGGCUUGUGUUUUUCCAAGUCAUGGGUGCCAUGUACAGCACCACCGCCAUUUUGAUCGUGAUGGGGUGUCUUUCGGGAGUGGUCUAUGGGUUCUACAAGUCCAUUAAAAAAUGCAUACAUGUCCCUUCCGUGGAGGACAAAGUUUAAUAGAAAUAAAAGUAAUGAAGAUAUGUAUUUUGCAAAGGAGUAGUGAUAUGAAUGUAGGCUGGGUGGGUUUCUCCAAUUGUAAUAUAAUGGAACUGUUAAGAUUGUAUUUUCAAGAGUAUUUUCGAAGGAAGAAUUGCUGUAGGGUAUUCUUCCAGCAUUAUUAUUGAAUGAAUAAUAACAAUUGCAGGGUUUUCACCCCUGUGAAUGUGGUGGGAAUAUGAUUUACCCCAGUUGGGUACAAUUGUUAAUAACGAUUCUAUUUUUGAAGCUUUUCAAAUUAUUCACGAUAUAUUAUAUGAUAACUUGACAUAUUUUUUUUGAGUAGCUGAUGAAUGUCUUCGAUGCCAUUAUUCUACAUCACCAAU
Molecule: messenger RNA, 2102 nt
Organism: Suhomyces tanzawaensis NRRL Y-17324
Lineage: Eukaryota; Fungi; Ascomycota; Pichiomycetes; Serinales; Debaryomycetaceae
Gene: SSU1
Product: Ssu1p
Exons: 2
Coding region: 208-1737 (509 amino acids)
Biological process (GO): transmembrane transport; sulfite transmembrane transport
Cellular component (GO): plasma membrane
Molecular function (GO): sulfite transmembrane transporter activity
Source: RefSeq, a predicted model, not a curated record